GUUUUGAUCGAGAACGUACAAAAUCUAGACCGUGCGUACGAGUUUGCUGAACGUUGUAAUGAACCGGAUGUGUGGAGUUUACUUGCUAAAGCUCAGCUGGAACAGAACAUGGUGAAGGAAGCCAUUGAUUCAUUUAUCAAAGCAGACGAUCCCUCUGUUUACACUGAAGUUGUUGCAAUUGCACGCAAGGAAGGUAAGGCUAAUAUUUCCUGACUUUAUUUCUUGUUGAAGCUGAUUUAUUAUAUACAUAAAAAGGUUAAAAUAUAGUAAAUUUUCGCUCGCUGACUGCUACCUUCCUCAGAGUUAAAAAUUUUACAACUGACUAGAAAUAGUCAGUAAAUAACUACAAUGGCUAUGCAAAUUUCGUGCUUGUUAAUAGUUCUCUACUGAGUGCAAUGGCUGGUUUUACUGGUCAUUCGAUAUACAAUGCUAUAUAUACAAUGCUUUAUUCUUCAGACAAUUAUGAAGACUUGGUGAAAUAUCUGCAAAUGGCGAGAAAGAAGGCAAGGGAAGGAUUUAUCGAAACCGAGUUGGCAUUUGCUUUGGCGAAGACAAACAGACUUGCGGAGUUGGAAGAAUUUAUAUCCGGCCCUAACCAUGCACAAAUCAAGGAG
This is a messenger RNA of Paramuricea clavata, 614 nucleotides long. The record is from the annotation of a GenBank genome assembly. Lineage: Eukaryota; Metazoa; Cnidaria; Anthozoa; Malacalcyonacea; Plexauridae.